Molecule: messenger RNA, 846 nt
Organism: Penicillium bovifimosum
Lineage: Eukaryota; Fungi; Ascomycota; Eurotiomycetes; Eurotiales; Aspergillaceae
Product: triose-phosphate isomerase
Exons: 1
Coding region: 1-846 (281 amino acids)
Biological process (GO): glycerol catabolic process; glycolytic process; glyceraldehyde-3-phosphate biosynthetic process
Cellular component (GO): cytosol
Molecular function (GO): triose-phosphate isomerase activity
Source: RefSeq, a predicted model, not a curated record
AUGGCCUCCCCCUACCCAAUCCUCCCAGAGAAGCUCCUUCUCAUCUCUUUGAAGAUGUACUUCACCCCAGACCGCACACUCACCUAUCUCCGCGACCUCCUCAACCCAACCAACGAGAUCGUCCACCCCCAAAACCGAGACAAGCUCCUCCUAGCUCUAAUCCCCGACUUCCUCACCAUCUGGCCGUGUGCCCAAAUCCUCAAAGAAUACGAAUCCCACCUCACCACCACCGGAAUCUCCCCAUCCCCAUCCCCCUUCCUCCUAGGCGCCCAAGACUGCUUCUGGGAACCCCAAGGCGCCUACACAGGCGAAGUAUCACCCGCCUCCAUCCGCAGCCUGGGCUGCUCAAUCGUCGAGCUCGGCCACGCCGAGCGCCGCGCCAUCUUCAACGAAACAGACGACCAAACCGCCCGCAAAGCCGCCGCAACCUGCGCCCAGCACAUGGUCCCACUCGUCUGCGUCGGCGAAGUAACCGCCCCAGGCCCCGUCGCAUCCCAAGCCGUCGGCCAGGCUGUCUCUGAAUGCGCGGUGCUUGUGCGCGCCGUCCUGGCUGCUAUUCCUGCCGACGCACCCGUUAUCUUCGCCUACGAGCCUGUCUGGGCCAUUGGCCAGCCAAAGCCUGCGGGCGUUGAUCAUGUCGCGGCCGUUGUGGAGGGUAUCCGGGCGGUCAUUGGCGCCCGACCUGGUGCUGCUCGUGUCUUGUACGGUGGCAGCGCGGGACCGGGGCUUUGGGGUGCUGGUGGGCUUGGAAAGGCCGUUGAUGGGAUGUUCUUGGGCCGCUUUGCGCAUGAGAUCGAGGGGGUGCGCAAGGUUGUCCGGGAGGUGGAGGAGACGCUGGCUGUGUGA